AAUCGACGCUGAAUAACAAAACUUGCAUUGGAUUUGUGAUCAAGUUUCCUGGCAACAGAACAGCGAGUGACGCCUUCACGACAAUAGUGAACAUCACAGAGACAGACAAACUCAGCCACCCUCCUUCUCGUUAUCAUCCUCAAUUAUCAUCGUCACCGUUUCCAUAACCCCGCUCGGGCAGGUAAUUCGUCUGAAUGAGCUGACGCACGGAAUUGGUCAGAUUCACACGCGGAGACUCGAUGGGUCAUGUGACGCCACUAAAACAUGUCGAUGUAAUGAUUGUUAACAGCACAGGUGCAAACAAUUUUGCGUGACGUCAUCAGCACACGUAAAGGCGGUAAUUGGUGACGUCACCAACAUAGGUGAGGAUUUAAACCCUGCGGGAGGCGGUUUAAAUGGUUCCUGAUCGUCGCUCUUUUUCCCCUCUAGAUCCCGGUGAGUUCCGUCUCCUCUCGGCGUCUCGAGUGGGGUGGAGACAUCCGUGGCUUCCUUGCUGUGAAUCUUUUCUGCGCUGCCUGUUAUCGAGCAUUGGCGCGGCAUUGAGGAAUCUCGUCAUGCCUUCGUCUGCUGCUGCCAUGGAGGAUCUGAGCGCUGUGACGGACAUCUUUGUGCGCGAGUUCUGCGCCAACUGUGAAGGAGGCGCGGGGAGCGUCUCCAUGAGGAAGCACGUGCUACAGAAUCUGCUCGUGAAGCACAUGCGGCCCUACCUGGCGGGUGCGUGUGACCCGCAUGAAGUGCGCAAGAUCAUGGGGGAUCUUCACGAGAACCAAGGCGCCAGUGUGGACUUCCAAGCGUUCAUGGCCACGUGGACGCGAAUCCUCGUGGCCGGCCAUGCCCCGUUCCAGGAGCGCGUGUUCCUCACCAAGGGGCCCUGUAGCCCGCCCAUUUCUGCUGAUAAGCCCAAAUAAAUCUCUUUAAAUAUAUACAAUGAUAUUACUAAUAAAAUUGCUGGCAA
This is a messenger RNA of Lethenteron reissneri (Far Eastern brook lamprey), 955 nucleotides long. RefSeq names its product protein S100-A1-like. Lineage: Eukaryota; Metazoa; Chordata; Hyperoartia; Petromyzontiformes; Petromyzontidae. The record is from RefSeq and is a predicted model, not a curated record.